UACUCAAUGCUCCUCAUCUCACACAUACUACUGCUACAGUCUUCUCCGCGUAGCAAGUGGCGGUGCUUCCGUCAUCAUCAUCAUCACCACCAGUUCGCCACCUCCUUUUCCUCUUCUCUUUCUCCUUUCCUCCCUUGGGAUCUAAUUCUACUGAAAUUCUUUUCCUUAAACAAACUAGACCUACCCACUUCUUUACUAUGGAUCUCGCGCCCGAACAGCUCCAAUUCUUGAGCAUUCCCGAUGUUCUCAAGGAAUCUAUUUCCAUUCCCAAACAAUCCCCCAAAACCUUCUACCUCAUUACCCUAACCCUAAUUUUCCCCCUUUCCUUCGCCAUCUUAGCCCACUCACUCUUCACCCACCCCAUCCUAGCUCAGCUCCAAACCGAUCCUGCUGCCUCUUCCUCCGAUUGGUCCAAGCUCCUCAUUUUCCAGUUUUUUUACCUCAUAUUCCUCUUCGCUUUCUCCCUCCUGUCCACCGCCGCCGUCGUUUUCACCGUCGCCUCUCUGUAUACAUCCAAACCCGUUUCUUUCUCCUCCACGAUCUCGGCCAUCCCCAGCGUUUUUAAGCGCCUUUUCAUCACUUUUCUAUGGGUUUCUCUGUUGAUGGUUGUAUACAACAUCGUCUUCUUGGGGUUUCUUGUCCUUCUUAUCAUUGCCGUGGACACCCAGAAUCUUGUCUUGUUUUUCUUCUCCCUGGUGGUGGUUUUCGUGUUGUUUCUGGGAGUACAUGUUUUUAUAAGCGCAUUGUGGCAUCUUGCCAGUGUUGUGUCUGUUCUUGAGCCUGUCUAUGGUUUUGCUGCUAUGAAGAAGAGCUAUGAAUUGUUGAAGGGGAAGACCCGCAUGGGUUUCUUUAUCGUUUUUGGUUACCUGGCCAUUUGCGGAGUGAUCAAUGGGCUUUUUGGUUCGAUUGUGGUGCACGGAGGGGAGGAUUAUGGAGUUUUGACGAGAAUUGUAGUCGGUGGUUUCCUCGUUGGUGUUUUGGUGAUCGUGAAUUUGGUCGGGCUGCUAGUGCAAAGUGUGUUUUACUAUGUUUGCAAGAGUUACCAUAAUCAAGGCAUUGAUAAGAGUGCGCUCUAUGAUCAUCUUGGUGGAUAUCUUGGGGAAUACGUGCCUCUUAAGAGCAGCAUUCAGAUGGAAAAUCUGGAUGUCUGAUGCUGAGUCAUGGGCAACUGCUGGUAAAUUCUUAGAAGGCAAAAAUGUAAAAUAGAGGUUUGUUUCAGUUUGAUUCUCUUGGUAUGACUUGCCAAAAUAUCUAGUUAUUCAAAAUCAUUUUGACUGUUAUGCCAUGACAUUUGAUAAUAUUGAAUUUCUCAUACUGAGUGGCUAUA
This is a messenger RNA of Sesamum indicum (sesame), 1327 nucleotides long. RefSeq names its product polyadenylate-binding protein 1-B-binding protein. The record is from RefSeq and is a predicted model, not a curated record. Lineage: Eukaryota; Viridiplantae; Streptophyta; Magnoliopsida; Lamiales; Pedaliaceae.